UAGAUGCUCGCCCGGAUUUUGCAACAACCUCGUCUCCCGAGCGGCUUAAACGGAGUGUCGCGCGCGCUUUGUGUAAGUGAGCUGCUCGAGACCCUUUUUUGGCCAGAGUUUGACAGUCCGACAGUCCACAUCAACAAGUACAUGCACCCGCAGGCCGCUAUCGUGGAUGCUUCCGACUUGGAGGAGGACUAUUUUCUCUCUGGGAUCAGGAAGCAAGCCGCAGACUCUCGCAUACCGCUAAUUGAGCUGCCCGAGAAUGCGCACUCACGGCUCUCUUGGAUCACACAGCUGGACAGCUCCUCCUUGGCAGCUUGGGACAAGGUUCGCAUCGACAUACUUGUUCAAGCGCCUCCGUCAGGCUCGGGAAGCCUCAUCCAUCUGCUGAAGUCGUUGUCAGCGGCCGACUUCUCGGCAGGCUCAACCCCCCACCUAACAAUUGAACUACCGCAUGGCGUGGAUCGUGCGACAACUGAGUUUCUCAAGACGUUUCAGUGGCCACCGGGGCGUUCCAACAUUCCAUCUCAUCCCCGGCAGCUCACCCUGAGACAUCGUAUACCGCGGGAUAGUUUGACAGAGGAAGAGAGUGCGGCGCGAUUCCUCGAAUCGUUCUGGCCGAGCAACUCGAAAUACUCUCACGUACUUGUCCUGUCGCCCCAGGCUCAGCUGUCACCCCAGUUCUUCCACUAUCUCAAGUAUUCUGUUUUGUAUUACUUGUAUUCGGGGACCGCCGCUGCACAGAAAUGGGACUCUAGGCUUUUGGGGAUAAGCCUCGACCUACCUUCUACUCAACUGGACGGCUCGAAGCCAUUCAACCCCCCUUCGGGAAAGGGAGCGACCUCAUUUAUCUGGCAAGCCCCCAAUAGCAACGCUGUGCUGUUUACGGGCCAGAAAUGGACCGAGCUACACGCGCUUGUUUCCCGUUUGCUUGAGCAUCAGCGCAGGACGCAACCACUCCCUGCCUUUUUCACCGAAAAGCUCGUCAGCAAGAAGUAUCCCUCAUGGCUGGAACAUGCCCUGAAACUCUCUCGUGCCCGAGGCUAUUGGACCAUCUAUCCGAGUGACGUAACGGCCAGGAACCUCGCUACCAUCCAUAGCGAGCUUUACAGAGCACCGGAGGAGUAUGAGAAGGAACUGGCUGGAAAAGAACUAUCCAAAAGUUCCGAGUUUCCUGUCUCCGCGGGGACGCUCUUUGAGAUCCUUCCGGGUGGCAAGUUGUCAUCAUUCGACGAGAUGCCUAUCCUGCUUUGGGAUGGGCAGAUCACUGCGUUGUCCGGCCUUGAUGAUGCUGCGGCAGCCUAUGCAAACGAGUUCAGACUCGCGGUAGGGGGUUGUGAAGCUUUGUCACCCGCGGACUUGACGCGGAAGAGCUCCAUGAGUGAUUUAUUCUGCGUGAUGGAUGGCUGAACAUUCCGGCGUCGCUUGAGAGAAAUAUUGGAUGUUGUCAUGUGCUGUACAAGCUGUGUAUUGAAAGUGUAGGCAUCAGCCUAAAAAGCGGUGGGUACAAUGGUUCUAUGGAGCAUAUUCAUUAUGUCACUCACGUCAGGGUCAUCCGCUGGACGGGCCUUGGAAUAUCUCCCAAAGAUGACGGCAGAAACAAGAGCAAACAGUAACAGAUUGUUUUGGUUACCAAAGUCUCAUUCAUCCGCCCUCUCGUUCAACUUGUUGACCACUAACAGCAGUACGCAUGCGCCAAAGAUAGAUAAGGCUAUUGCAGCCAUGACCUG
Messenger RNA from Thermothelomyces thermophilus ATCC 42464, 1724 nucleotides. RefSeq lists its product as uncharacterized. The coding region runs from base 4 to 1404 and encodes 466 amino acids. The record is from RefSeq and is a predicted model, not a curated record. The transcript has 3 exons. NCBI's taxonomy places the organism in Eukaryota, Fungi, Ascomycota, Sordariomycetes, Sordariales, Chaetomiaceae.